Messenger RNA from Saprolegnia diclina VS20, 1318 nucleotides. RefSeq lists its product as hypothetical. The coding region runs from base 71 to 883 and encodes 270 amino acids. The transcript is spliced from 2 exons. The record is from RefSeq and is a predicted model, not a curated record. Lineage: Eukaryota; Oomycota; Saprolegniomycetes; Saprolegniales; Saprolegniaceae.
GUCUGCAGUGUACUUUGCGUAAUGCUGCAUUUCACAAGUCCCCUUGCUUGUACUAUUGACAAUCCCAGUCAUGACUGCUGCGCGCGACCCAUCGCUCAUCUCGAUCACGCCGGUCCCGGCCGACGCGGACUCGACGCCUGCCAUGCAGCGCAUCACCGAAUGGAACCCGCGCUUCGGCGACGAUAAGGAUCCGGAAGAGGAGCUCAACGAGCAGCUCGCCAAGCGGAAAAAGAUUCUGACGCUCUUGGGUGCGGGUGUCCUUGUCGUUGGCGCCUGCAUUGGUGUCGUCGUCGGCGCUAGCUCGGGCACGUCGGCGGCUGAUACGAGCAGCGGCUACGUUGCCAACAGCACGCCGGCACCGACGGUCGCAGGUGAAGUCGCUGUCGGCUCGACCGGCGCGACGACGUCCGACAACUUGACGCCUGUCGACAACGGCCAUUUGGACUCGGAUCUGACCACGGGCUCGCUCAGCAACUUUACGCUCAUUAGCCACAACUUAACUGAAUCAACCGAGGUCACGCCCGAGCCGACGACCGUGGUGCCGACGCCGUCGCCGACCCCGGAGCCGACGCCGGAACCGACGCCAGCGCCUACGCCUGCGCCGACGCCUGCGCCGACACCCGCUCCGACGCCUGCUCCGACGCCCGCUCCGACGACGAAGGCUCCCUUCAACAAGGGCUCGCUUCGCUUCUACAACAACUGCGGCAAGCGCAUCGAAAUGAUGUACACCCUCCGCCGCGGCAAGUCCCACAGCGACUUCUACCAGUGGAUGGAUGCGGGCUCGGCCUUCGAUGUCCAGGGUGACACGUUUGACGGGUCGACGUUCCGUAUUGGCCGGUCUGCCGAGGCGACGCGUAAUUCGUUCACCUUGCACCACCGAUGACUCACCGAUCAACGACGUAGUCUUCGAGGCCUCACGCGACAACGGCAAGCUCUGGCUCGACAUUAGUGCGAUCCCGCCGGACUGCGGCAACGGGCAUUCGUGGGAAGAGUGCUCCAAGGGCGGCAAGGUCAAGGGCUUCAACGUCGCUGUGAGCGUCGAGCGCCAGGACUUGAUGCCAGUCGGUGCCUUCAACUGCCCCAAGGUGCUCAACUGCCAGUGGGAAAAGUGCGCGGAAGCCUACCUCUACCCGUUCGACGAUGUCCACACCAAGAGCUGCCACAAGGACGAAGCGCUGCUUGUCACGUGGUGCGCCGGCGCCAACCCUGCUACGCAAAUGUAAAGGCGAGUUCUAGUCGAUUGCAGACCGAGUGAAGAAGAACCCGUCGUUCGGUGCGUUAAUACCAGCCAUGCAUUUAAAAAUGUUCUUUAUCCAAA